Molecule: messenger RNA, 1625 nt
Organism: Vigna umbellata (rice bean)
Lineage: Eukaryota; Viridiplantae; Streptophyta; Magnoliopsida; Fabales; Fabaceae
Product: ENTH/VHS/GAT family protein
Biological process (GO): protein transport to vacuole involved in ubiquitin-dependent protein catabolic process via the multivesicular body sorting pathway
Molecular function (GO): phosphatidylinositol binding; ubiquitin binding
Source: RefSeq, a predicted model, not a curated record
GCGGACCCAGUGGAAGCAAAUUCAACCCUUUCAAUCACUGUAAGGAGAACACCGCACACCCCUCCUUUUCUCUCUCGUCUCUUCUGCACUUUAUAAUCCUCAAACGUCGUAAUCUCUCUUCAAAUCCAUUCUAGGGUUCCGCAAACGAAGAAAAGGGCAAAAUUAAUCGAUGGAGCGGUUGAAGCUGGCGCAACUGGGGGAGAGGCUGAAGACAGGUGGGGCCCAGAUGGGGCGAAUGGUAAGCGGCAAGGUGAAGGAGAUGCUGCAGGCUCCCACGCCGGAGUCCAAGAUGGUCGACGAGGCCACGCUCGAAACCAUGGAGGACCCUAAUUGGGGCAUCAAUCUCAGGAUAUGUGCCAUGAUCAACUCCGACCAAUUUAACGGCUCCGAGGUCGUUAAGGCCAUCAAGAGGAAGAUCAACCACAAGAGCCCUGUGGUUCAGACUCUUAGCCUCGACCUCUUGGAAGCCUGCGCCAUGAACUGCGACAAGGUCUUCUCCGAAAUCGCUUCCGAGAAGCUUCUAGAUGACCUCGUUGCCUUGAUUGAUAACCCCCAGGCCCACCACAACACUCGACGUCGGGCUUUCCAGUUGAUUCGGGCCUGGGGCGACUCCGAGGAUCUUGCUUAUCUUCCCGUCUUUCGUCAAACUUAUAUGAGAUUGAAAGGGAGGGAUGGUCCACUUGACAUGGCGGGAGGAAAUUCACCAUCUAUUCCGUAUGCCUCGGAGUCAUAUGCACAUCAAUAUCCUGUAGAUCCCCCUGAAAGAUACCCAAUUCCUGAUGCUGAACUAGAUAUGGAUGAUCCAGCGGCUUUCUCUUCUAAUUACCAACAAAUAUCAGUUGAGGAGACGAAAGAACAUCUAGUGGUUGCUCGGAAUAGUCUCGAGUUGCUUUCUAGCAUAUUGAGUUCUGAGGCUGACCCAAAACCUUUGAAGGAAGAUUUAACUGUGAGCUUGUUGGGCAAGUGCAAGCAAUCACUCUCUAUCAUCAAGGGGAUUGUGGAAAGCACUACAGAUGAUGAAGCAACGCUUUUUGAGGCUUUAUAUCUCAAUGAUGAGCUUCAGCAGGUAAUUUCUAACUAUGAGAAGUUAGAAGCUGCUCAAAUGUCUGGGACACCACAGCCUCAAAAUGCUGAACCCGCCAAGCAUGACGCGGAAGCUGUUCAAAACCCCAAUGAAGUACCUGCAAGGUUUGAAAUUGAUGAUUCGGAAGAAUCUGAAGCUGAUCAGAAUCUGGAUCGAAAGGUGCCCCAAAAAUCGAACACUCUUGAAGUCAAUGCAACUGAGGUCGAGGGGAAUGGUCUUGCUGAAACUAAAAUAGUUAAGGACACAACGGAAAAGAAUGGUGAAUCUAGCCUCAAGCGAGAUACCGAAUGAGGAAGAGCGUUAUUGGCAUGAAUCUUCUAGCAUUUCGUUGUUGUCUUUGUUCAUAUCUUGUAAUAAGCUGUAGUCCUUCCAUCUGUGAGGGUGAUUUACGUUGCCCAGAUAUGUAAUUGGCAGGAGUUUCAUCCCGAGGAUUGUUGAUAUUUAAUCCUUGUGAGAUCAGUUUAGUUCAUAAUGUUAAUGUAGUUGCACAUUUUGAUUCGCUUCAUAUUAAUUAAUGAUGUAUCUGUGUGUCUUCGUUUAA